Messenger RNA from Miscanthus lutarioriparius, 426 nucleotides. The record is from the annotation of a GenBank genome assembly. Lineage: Eukaryota; Viridiplantae; Streptophyta; Magnoliopsida; Poales; Poaceae.
AUGCCGCAGAUGAAAUUGACUUCAUGCGAAUAUGCAAGUUUGCGUAAGGUAGAAGUGGAAGGAGCUGAUGCAGCCGAUGACGUCGACUUCCUGGGAAUAAGCCAUCAAAGUCCAGAGUUACCACGCAAGCAGGGAGAUUACUACAUUCGCAACACAAUCAGAGUAGCAUGUUGGCAGCCUGACAACCAGAGACCACGAGCAACGAAGGAGAAUGGAAAAAAUGGAGGCGGUACCGUGCACGACGGGGUCAGCGUUGAGGCGAUGAACCUCGGCGACGAGCGCGGGCUUGGAGAUGUCCUCAGGGAGGUCGCCGUCGAUGAGCAGAUGCCGACCUCGGCAGACGCCUUGCGCUUCGUGUUCACGGACGUCUGCGAGUCUUUCCGGCUCCCCACGAUGGUCACGGCCAGCCUCGGAACCUACGAGUGA